Aspergillus pseudonomiae is the source of this 1788-nucleotide messenger RNA. RefSeq names its product glycosyl hydrolase. The coding region runs from base 1 to 1788 and encodes 595 amino acids. NCBI's taxonomy places the organism in Eukaryota, Fungi, Ascomycota, Eurotiomycetes, Eurotiales, Aspergillaceae. Gene Ontology annotation, molecular function: hydrolase activity, hydrolyzing O-glycosyl compounds. Gene Ontology annotation, biological process: carbohydrate metabolic process. The transcript has a single exon. The record is from RefSeq and is a predicted model, not a curated record.
AUGGCCGAAACCUUUUUUGUGUUCUUGCUGAUGGGCAGACUGGCCUUGGGCCAUGUUAACCACCAGAACAGUACUUACACCAAUCCAAUUCUGCCGGGGUUCCACCCAGAUCCCAGUUGCAUAUUCGUUCCAUCCUGGGGCAAUACCUACUUUUGCGCCUCCAGUAGCUUCAAUGCCUUUCCAGGGAUACCCAUCCACGCCUCAAAAGACUUGCGAAACUGGAAGCUGAUUGGAAAUGCUAUAUCGCGGCCAGAGAUGCUGCCGAAGUUGGCGGAUACAAUCAAGGACACAAGUGGCAUAUGGGCACCCACGCUUAGGUAUCGUGAAGAAGGGAGCAAUAGCCCCAACAAUGGAAGUGGCCAUGGAAAAGGUACAUUCUGGAUUAGUACAACCCUGGUGUUUGAUGAUUUGGCGCCCGAUGACGAAUCGCGCUGGGACAAUUUUGUGAUCAGCACAGACGAUCCUUUCAAUUCGGAUAGCUGGACGGAUCCCGUGCAUUUUAACUUUGGGGGUUAUGAUACCUCAUUGUUUUGGGAUGAUGAUGGACAGGUCUAUGUAACAGGAAGUCAUGCAUAUAAAGUCUGGCCUGGGAUCCAAACCGCCACGAUUAACCUGCAGACAGACGACACGGGAGCCUGGACAAACCCAUGGAAUGGCACGGGAGGCCUGGCGCCAGAGGGUCCGCAUCUAUAUAAGAAAGAUGGCUACUACUACCUAAUGCUCGCAGAAGGUGGCACAGGAGAAGGUCAUAUGGUGACUAUGGCGCGGUCGAGAAGUAUCAACGGACCCUAUGAUCCUGCGCCUCACAAUCCCGUGCUCACUAAUGCGAAUACAACAGCUUUCUUUCAAGCAGUGGGACACGCCGAUCUGUUUCAGGAUGCCCAGGGCUGCUGGUGGGCAGCCGCGUUGUCAACUCGAUCUGGACCUGAUUUCAAAAAUUAUCCGAUGGGCAGGGAGACAGUUAUGACCCCUGUGACUUGGGAAACGGGGGAGUGGCCCAUCUUUCAGAAUGUGACUGGCAUCACCAAUGGAUGGGAACUCCCCUCCCAGCCUGUCCUUGUGUCUAACGGUGAGGGUCCUUAUGUCGAUAGCCCUGAUCAUCUGACGUUCCCACCGAACUCGACAUUACCCUUGAAUUUGAUACAUUGGCGACUGCCAACGCCGGAUACCUACCUCUUGUCGCCGCCAGGGUUUGAGAACGCACUGGUACUUCGUUCGUCAAUGUUAAAUCUAACCUCUACCGACGGACAAUCCACCGGCGGUAAGGGCCAAACAUUCAUCGGCCGACGACAGACAGACAGUCUCUUCGCGUAUCACCUAGACAUCAACGCUUCGACUCUACACAACAAUGAGGAUGAAGUUGGCAUCAGUCUAUUCUUGACGGAGGCCUACCAUUUCGACCUGGGAAUAGCCCUUCUUCGACAGAGAGACGAUACCAAGUCUUCCAGUGAGCUUGCACCCUUUUUCCGGUUCCGUGGAAUGUCGGGGAGCUAUGUCCCAGAGACGGUGUUCCCGUUCCCACCGCAUAUGUCAAUCGAUACACCGGUUACUAUGGAAAUCAAAGCGUUUAACUGGACGAACUACUCAUUCGCUGCGGGACCACGAGAUGCUAAACAUCUCAUGCAGACAUACGGGGUCGCACGCGGAGGCCAGCUGAGUGCGGGCUUUACGGGGACGUUAGUCGGGCCUUAUGCGACUACUAAUGGUCGCGCGGGAAGUGUGAAUGGGGAGUUUGAGGUGUCGGUGGGGAAUUGGACGUAUUUACCACAAGGACAGGUAAUUAAUUAG